Messenger RNA from Centruroides sculpturatus (bark scorpion), 1170 nucleotides. Its product is annotated as homeobox protein engrailed-1-B-like. Gene Ontology annotation, molecular function: RNA polymerase II cis-regulatory region sequence-specific DNA binding; DNA-binding transcription factor activity, RNA polymerase II-specific. The record is from RefSeq and is a predicted model, not a curated record. The transcript has 2 exons. Gene Ontology annotation, cellular component: nucleus. Gene Ontology annotation, biological process: multicellular organism development; neuron differentiation; regulation of transcription by RNA polymerase II. Bases 267 to 917 code for a protein of 216 amino acids. NCBI's taxonomy places the organism in Eukaryota, Metazoa, Arthropoda, Arachnida, Scorpiones, Buthidae.
UACCUCCCCCUAUUGUAAUAAUCACUACUGCGUUACCAUGGCGACCAUCUUUUGCUAAACCGUGAUUGGUCAGAAACACGUGGCCUUCAAUAGUAUGGGUGGUACUGGAAAUGAAAGUGUGAUCGAGACGGCUUUACAUUUAGAGUCAUGAAAUCGCCGUUAUUUCCUAAACCUCGACAAAGUUGGGCGAAAAAUCCGAGUUCUUGACACGUUCCGUGAUGGCUUCAAUUUAAUAUGGUUGUCGAUAAUUAGAUUAUGUAGGUUAAAUGAAAUGCGGGGUUGGUUAUUGGUGGUCGAAAUCGACGAAAUGGUCCAACAGGAUGGAAAGACAAAUUUGUCAAGCCACCCAUCCAGCUAAAGACCAUAGACAAAAAAUUGGACAUUUGAAAUUUUCCAUCGAGAAAAUUUUAUCGCCGGAUUUUGGUAAAGUUGCUAAAGAAACUAAGUUUGUUUAUGCCGAUGAAUCGGAAACAAUUCAUUGUUCUUCAAACAAAAAUAAAAACAAUGAUGCCAAACAAAAAGAUUCAAUUCUCUGGCCAGCCUGGGUUUAUUGUACGAGAUAUUCGGACAGACCUUCCUCUGGUCCACGAUCCAGACGAUCAAAAGAAAAGAAGAAAGCCGACGAGAAAAGACCAAGGACAGCAUUCACUUCCGAUCAAUUGGCCAGGUUAAAAGAAGAAUUUCAAGAAAAUCGUUACCUAACAGAAAAACGAAGGCAAUAUCUCGCGAGGGAAUUAAAACUAAACGAAUCACAAAUAAAAAUAUGGUUCCAGAAUAAAAGAGCCAAGAUUAAAAAAGCCAGCGGUCAGAGGAACCCUUUAGCUUUACAAUUAAUGGCUCAAGGACUGUAUAAUCACAGUACGAAACUGCUAAUGGAAGAAAAUGGAAGAAAGAAUACCUCAUCGACGGCAUUAUAGAUUUACAUGUGAUAUCAAACUAUUUAUUAAGCGAAAAAAAUAAAAUAAAAUAAACUGAACAUUCCUCGAUUCCAUAAUAAUGUAGUUACCAGAAAAAUCAACGGCCACGUCGUAGACUAAUAAAAUUACUUAUUUGAACCGGUAGAAGCUAAUUGUACGAAAGAUGUCUUAUCAAUGGUUGUCUCUUGUGUAUCGUUGUUUUGUAAUUAAUCGGAGAAGCUUAGAAAUAACGCAGCUUAUCUGAUAUUUACUG